GCGGGGGGAUAGGCGGAGCCCUAGUUGGAAUAGACAGGGCUCCGGGAGGUGGAGUGUUCGCGGGACCGCCCUAGGAAGCGCGCUUUGCCGGCUGUGGGCAUGCUCCGCUGGGCACGAGCCUGGAGGGUCCCCCGUGGGAUACUCGGUGCCUCCUGUCCCAGGCGUUCGGCAGUUCCUGUCACGUUCAGUAGCAGCCGCAGCAGUGGCCAAGGAAACGCCGAUCCGAGGCCGCUGCCGCUGUCCUAUAAUCUUCUAGAUGGAGACUCGACACUCCCAGCCAUCGUCUUUUUGCAUGGACUCUUCGGCAGCAAAACCAACUUCAACUCCCUCGCCAAGGCCAUGGUUCAGAGGACCGGCAGGAGGGUGCUGACAGUGGAUGCGAGGAACCACGGUGACAGCCCCCACAGUCCAGAUGCGAGCUACGAGGCCAUGAGUCAGGACCUUCAGGGCCUCCUCCCGCAGCUGGGCCUGGCGCCCUGUGUCGUCGUCGGCCACAGCAUGGGAGGGAAGACAGCCAUGCUGUUGGCACUGCAGAGGCCAGAUCUCGUGGAGCGGUUGGUUGCCGUAGACAUAAGCCCGGUAGGAACCACACCUGGAUCACACCUUGGAAACUUCAUAGCAGCCAUGAAGGCUGUGGAGAUCCCAGAGAAGGUGCCACACUCCCAGGCCCGAAAACUGGCCGAUAAGCAGCUUACUUCCGUUGUCAAGGAAGCGGGCGUCCGGCAGUUCCUCCUCACUAACCUGGUGGAGGUGGAUGGACGCUUCUCCUGGAGAGUCAACUUGGAUACUUUAGCUCAGCACUUGGACAAGAUUCUGACCUUCCCUCAGCACCUUGCAUCCUAUUCGGGGCCAACGCUCUUUCUGCUUGGUGGAAAUUCUCCAUAUGUACAACCCAGCCACCACUCAGAGAUUAGGCGCCUCUUCCCUCAAGCCCAAUUUCAGACCGUGCCUAAUGCCGGCCACUGGGUCCACAGCGACAAACCCCAAGACUUCAUGGAUGCUGUCACCGGAUUCUUGGCUUAAGAAGUGGCUCCUUGGAAGAUCGGGGGUGGGGGGAGGGGCUCUAGGCUUGGGAGCU
Messenger RNA from Apodemus sylvaticus (European woodmouse), 1078 nucleotides. It is a transcript of the gene Abhd11, whose product is annotated as abhydrolase domain containing 11. Gene Ontology annotation, cellular component: mitochondrion. Lineage: Eukaryota; Metazoa; Chordata; Mammalia; Rodentia; Muridae. The coding region runs from base 100 to 1023 and encodes 307 amino acids. The record is from RefSeq and is a predicted model, not a curated record. Gene Ontology annotation, molecular function: catalytic activity. The transcript is spliced from 6 exons.